This is a messenger RNA of Racocetra persica, 213 nucleotides long. Lineage: Eukaryota; Fungi; Glomeromycota; Glomeromycetes; Diversisporales; Gigasporaceae. The record is from the annotation of a GenBank genome assembly.
AUGAAAGUUCAGGCUGUUCUUCAAAGCCUAAAUAUAGUAUUGCGACAUUACUCAAAAAGCGUUAGUAAUUUUGACUUACCAGAAUUAUUACUAGAAUUUAAUAUUGGCGAUUUGUCAAAGAUGCAAUUAGAAGAAUUAAAUUAUCAAAUCACUUCUGAAGAACUAGAUAAAGCAAAUAUGUUAAACGAUAAUCAGCAUAAAAUAUUCAAUGAG